GCCUCUGCUGCGGCCGGAAACAAUAGUGGAGGAACCCGAGCCGCGCGGAAAGGCGGUGGUGACCCGCGGAGCCGGACGGGGCACUAUGAACGAAGAGGAGCAGUUUGUAAACAUUGAUUUGAAUGAUGACAACAUUUGCAGUGUUUGUAAACUGGGAACAGACAAAGAAACACUCUCCUUCUGCCACAUUUGUUUUGAGCUAAAUAUUGAGGGGGUACCAAAGUCUGAUCUCUUGCACACCACAUCAUUAAGGGGCCAUAAAGACUGCUUUGAAAAAUAUCAUUUAAUUGCAAACCAGGGUUGUCCUCGAUCUAAGCUUUCAAAAAGUACUUACGAAGAAGUUAAAACCAUUUUGAGUAAGAAGAUAAACUGGAUUGUACAGUAUGCACAAAAUAAGGAUCUGGAUUCAGAUUCGGAAUGUUCUAAAAACCCCCAGCAGCAUCUGUUUAAUUUCAGGCAUAAGCCAGAAGAAAAAUUACUCCCACAGUUUGACUCCCAAGUACCAAAAUAUUCUGCAAAAUGGAUAGAUGGAAGUGCAGGUGGCAUCUCUAACUGUACACAAAGAAUUUUGGAGCAGAGGGAAAAUACAGACUUUGGACUUGCUAUGUUACAAGAUUCAGGUGCCACUUUAUGUCAUAACAGUGUAUUGUGGCCUCAUAGUCACAACCAGGCGCAGAAAAAAGAAGAGACAAUCUCUAGUCCAGAGGCUGAUGUCCAGACCCAGCAUCCACAUUACAGCAGAGAGGAAUUGAAUUCGAUGACUCUUGGUGAGGUAGAACAACUGAAUGCAAAGCUCCUCCAGCAAAUCCAGGAAGUUUUUGAAGAAUUAACACACCAAGUGCAAGAAAAAGAUUCUUUGGCCUCACAGCUCCAUGUCCGCCACGUUGCCAUCGAACAGCUUCUGAAGAACUAUUCUAAGUUACCAUGUCUGCAAGUAGGGCGAACAGGAAUGAAGUCACACCUACCCAUAAACAACUGACCUGAACAGACUGACUUAGUAUGCCCUGCCCUUUAUUGGUCUCCCAGACAUGCAGACUUUGAAGAAGUUUGAAGAAAGUCCUGGUCCAUUUUUUUAUGGUCAUUAAAUUUGCCAAACAUAAGGCAGUAUUAGACAUCUUUUUCAAAUAAAGCAGAUCAUUAUACUCUA
Molecule: messenger RNA, 1147 nt
Organism: Mandrillus leucophaeus (drill)
Lineage: Eukaryota; Metazoa; Chordata; Mammalia; Primates; Cercopithecidae
Product: chromosome unknown open reading frame, human C21orf91
Exons: 5
Coding region: 86-979 (297 amino acids)
Source: RefSeq, a predicted model, not a curated record